This is a messenger RNA of Strongylocentrotus purpuratus (purple sea urchin), 878 nucleotides long. RefSeq names its product formin-like protein 14. The transcript has 2 exons. NCBI's taxonomy places the organism in Eukaryota, Metazoa, Echinodermata, Echinoidea, Camarodonta, Strongylocentrotidae. The record is from RefSeq and is a predicted model, not a curated record. Bases 332 to 787 code for a protein of 151 amino acids.
UCAUGCCUGCAAUUCACCCCAUGCCUGCAAUUCACCCCAUGCCUGCAAUUCACCUCAUGCCUGCAAUUCACCCCAUGCCUGCAAUUCACCCCAUGCCUGCAAUUCACCCCAUGCCUGCAAUUCACCCCAUGCCUGCAAUUCACCCCAUGCCUGCAAUUCACCCCAUGCCUGCAAUUCACCUCAUGCCUGCUAUUUACCUCAUGCUUCACGUGGAAUGGAAUUUAUUUAAACAAAAGAUGAAGAUCAUUUGAGUCCAGAUUCAGGCUUGGCCCAUCGUAGUAGGGACUCCUCCUUUGAAGAUGUCUACACAGCUAACGGAAGAUUAAGCCCCAUGAUGUAUCGCAUCCCAUCCGAUCCAUUCUCUAACUUACCCCCUCCCCCACCCUCCCUCCUAUGUGCAGCCAUCCACCAGCACUCCUCUGGCUACUACCAAAACCCCCAUGAGCCCUCUCCACCUCCUCCUCCUCCACCCCCUGGUAUCCCUAUCUACUCAGUCCCAGGCCACCUCCUCUCCCCUCAUCAACAGUUCAGGCCACCAAGGCGUCGCCUGGUCAGGCAAUACCGGACCUCCGUCUCCCCCACCCUACCAAUCCGCAUCAUCCCGCCCCCUCCCGAUUACCCCCCUGAGCCUCCCAUGAGCGAUACAUCCUCACCGUCGUCCAGCCAAUCCCCGCCCCUGCCUCCCCCACCCCCUUCCCCUCCCCCAUCACCCCCUCACAUGGCAAGUUUGCCCCGCCCAAGUCCAAGGCCCAUACCCCCUCCUCGACUCUCUGUGCAUGUCGAUUGAUGAUUGUCAUUGAUUAAUUUUCUCUCAUUCUACAGUUAGAUAAAUAAUACGUGUAUGUCAUUUCUUAAACAGACUGAUAAAAAUGAUUUUG